This is a messenger RNA of Sciurus carolinensis (gray squirrel), 4354 nucleotides long. RefSeq names its product WD repeat domain 13 (gene Wdr13). The coding region runs from base 475 to 1656 and encodes 393 amino acids. The transcript has 9 exons. Gene Ontology annotation, cellular component: nucleus. Gene Ontology annotation, molecular function: protein binding; promoter-specific chromatin binding. Lineage: Eukaryota; Metazoa; Chordata; Mammalia; Rodentia; Sciuridae. The record is from RefSeq and is a predicted model, not a curated record.
GCUGCUGUGAGUCACCCCGGCGCUGCCCAGGAAGGGCAGGGCUGGGGUGAUGACCAUGGUAACAGCCCAGUGGGAUUUCGCGACGUCCCCGGCGUGGAGGGAAUCGGUGUCUAUGGCAACGGCCACCUGGAGGAAGGGGCGGAACUAGAUCCCUUUGCUUGGGACGCUGACAUUCCAAGCCCUUAUCCUGCAGGCUCCCGCGGGCGGACAAGCCAGAGGAGGAGGCCGGGGAAUGGCCGCGGUGUGGCAGCAAGUCUUAGCCGUGGACGCGAGUUUCGGACCCAAUAUAUCCGUCGGCGCAGUCAGCUGCUGCGGGAGAAUGCCAAGGCUGGGCACCCCCCAGCACUGCGUCGGCAGUACCUGAGGCUGCGGGGCCAACUGUUGGGGCAGCGAUACGGGCCCCUCUCUGAGCCAGGCAGUGCACGUGCCUAUAGCAACAGCAUCGUCCGCAGCAGCCGCACAACCCUUGACCGCAUGGAGGACUUUGAAGAUGAUCCUCGAGCCCUGGGGGCCCGAGGGCACCGCCGUUCUGUUAGCCGUGGCUCCUACCAGCUGCAGGCACAGAUGAAUCGCGCAGUCUAUGAGGACAGGCCUCCUGGCAGCGUGGUGCCCACAUCAGCAGCAGAGGCAAGUCGGGCCAUGGCUGGGGACACAUCGCUGAGCGAGAACUAUGCCUUUGCAGGCAUGUACCAUGUUUUUGACCAGCAUGUGGACGAGGCAGUCCCAAGGGUGCGCUUCGCCAAUGACGACCGGCACCGCCUGGCCUGCUGCUCCCUCGAUGGCAGCAUCUCCCUGUGCCAGCUGGUGCCCGCCCCACCUACUGUGCUCCGUGUGCUGCGGGGCCACACCCGUGGCGUCUCCGACUUUGCCUGGUCCCUCUCCAAUGACAUCCUCGUGUCCACCUCGCUCGACGCCACCAUGCGCAUCUGGGCUUCCGAGGACGGCCGCUGCAUUCGGGAGAUCCCUGACCCUGAUGGCGCCGAACUGCUCUGCUGCACCUUCCAGCCCGUCAACAACAACCUCACUGUGGUGGGGAAUGCCAAGCACAAUGUGCAUGUCAUGAACAUCUCCACUGGCAAGAAAGUGAAAGGUGGCUCCAGCAAGCUGACAGGCCGUGUCCUUGCCCUGUCCUUCGAUGCCCCUGGCAGGCUGCUCUGGGCGGGUGAUGACCGUGGCAGUGUCUUCUCCUUCCUCUUUGACAUGGCCACAGGAAAGCUGACCAAAGCCAAGCGGCUGGUGGUGCAUGAGGGUAGCCCUGUGACCAGCAUCUCUGCCCGUUCUUGGGUCAGCCGUGAGGCCCGGGACCCCUCGCUGCUCAUCAAUGCUUGCCUCAACAAGCUGCUGCUAUACAGGGUGGUGGACAACGAGGGGACCCUGCAGCUGAAGAGAAGCUUUCCCAUUGAGCAGAGCUCACACCCUGUGCGCAGCAUCUUCUGUCCCCUCAUGUCCUUCCGCCAGGGGGCCUGUGUGGUGACAGGCAGUGAGGACAUGUGCGUGCACUUCUUUGAUGUGGAGCGGGCAGCCAAGGCUGCUGUCAACAAGCUGCAGGGCCACAGUGCACCUGUGCUUGACGUCAGCUUCAACUGCGACGAGAGCCUGCUGGCCUCCAGUGACGCCAGUGGCAUGGUCAUCGUCUGGAGGCGUGAGCAAAAGUAGGGUCCUGCAAGCCCUGUGCUGUCCACCGCCCCCCCACCUCCUACCCUGGCCUUGUGUUGUAAAUAAAGUUUCUGUGGUUGUGCUGAGGGCCAGAUCCCAGGUCUGCCAGGGGGCGGCAUGGGGGAGUGGGCAGCUCUGGGACCCAUGAUGGAAGGAGUUCCACUUAUUCAUGCAGUGUUGUGUUCAUUCAUUCAACAAGCACUUACUGAAUGUCUGCUGUAUCAGCCUUUUACAGCCAUGCAUUCAACAGUGUUGAGCACCAGCUGUGUGCCAGGAACUGUUCUAAGCCCUGGGGAUACAGCCGUGGCCUAAUAUGACAGAAAUCUCUGUCCUCAUGGGCUUGUAUCCUAGUGGAGGCAAGCACACAAUAGACAAAAGCAUGGCCAGUCCCCCACUUAUGAUGAUUCCACUUAUGAUCUAUCCACUUUCCUACUUCUAAACUCUUUGAUGGUAUGAAGGCAUACCCAUACUAGUCUGUUUUUUCACUUUCAGUACAGUGUUCAGUAAGUUACAUGAGUAGUCAGUACUUUAUUAUAACGUGGGCUUCGUGUUUGAUGAGUUUGCCCAACUGUAGGCUAAUAUAAGUGUUCUGAGUACCUAUAAGGUAGGCUAGGCUAAGGUAGGAUAUGUGGUAGGUUAGGUGUGUUAAAUAUAUUUUCAACCUAUAAUGUAUUUAUCAGGAUCUAACCCCAUUGCAAAUCAGGAAGCAUUUAUAUGUAAUAAGUCAGCUAAAGAUAAGUGGUAUGAAGAAAAAUAAGGCAAGGAAGGGAGAUAGUGUGGGAGUGGGGGUUGCAGUCCUUUUGGUGAUGUCAUUAGGGAAGACAUUGUUGACGGUAUCAUUUAGACAGAAGUCCAGAAUGAAAUGAGAGGGAGCCAUUGUGUAUAGGAGAGAACAUUCUCGACAAAGAAAAAAGCCCGAAGAAAUGCACUGGAGGCUAUAGAGGGUGCCUGAAGGAUCACUGUAGGCCUGAGCGUGGUAAUAGGUGAGUUCAAACAGGCCAGGUGCUGUUAGGGGUUCAUGGGCCAUCGUGAGGACGUCAACCUUUUUCUUGAGUGAAGGAGAAGUCACCAGUUGUAAGCAGAGGAGGAACAUGAUCUGGUGACAGUGGAGGAGUUGGGUAAAUGAUGCUGGGUUCUGUCCCAGGGGAUUCAUCAUAUUAGGCUGUAGAACUCUGCCAGGUCCUCCAGGAGGCUGAGACUCUGCAGAUCUUCCAAAUGAUAGCUCCUGCCUGAGUGGGCCCCUACUUUUAUAUUGGACUGUUUUCCACAAGCAGGGAGUAGAGAUGUUGAUUUCUUGGAGCGCCCAGUUGGUGCAGAUAUCCGUGGACCCUGAGACAGCUUGGGGCUUCUGCUGUGGGAUGGAGGCAAUGGCAAAUCUCCCAGACCAUUCUUUUCUCCUCCUGUGCACACCCAGGGCCCACAUCAAGCACUGCAAGAGCUCAGAAACCAAAAAGUGAUGUUCAGUAAGGAACCCUGAGUAAGGAGAGAUCAUUUGGAUUUUGACAGGGAUAAAUAACCUAAGUCCCUUGUUAAUAAUCAGAAUGACCAGGAAAUGUCCUUCCCUCUGGCUCUGUAUUCUGCCAUGAAUAUGUCAAUUUGAACUGUGACUAAUAUCUUAGGACCUCAGGGUCAGCCAACAAAGUCAGACUCCAGCCUGGUGUCCCAACAUUGUUGAGCUCCAGAACUAACACCACCAGUCUUCUUGGGGCAGGAAAAUAAUCUGUUCAGUUUCCUGAUAUUUGGCAAAAAGAUUUCUGAUACUUCCCUCUGACAGAACUUAGGCAAAUGGUGAUAAGCCAGGGACAUAGGGAGCUGGGUCAUUCACACAUAUUGUGUAUCAUUGUCCCCAAUAACAACUACAGGUUCAGUAAUAUGCUAAGAGGACUCAUAAGACCCAGCAUAUGGUUGUAUUCAUGAAUACUGUUUAUUACACCAAAAUACAGAAUAACAUUAGCAAAGGGAAAUGGUGCCUGGAGCCAAGUUGUGGGGAGACCAGGCACAAGUUUCCAAGGAUCCUCUCACAGUUAACUCAUCGGAUGUGCUUAGUUCUCCUGGUAAUGGGGUUGUGACAGUAUGUGAAAUGUUGCCAACCAGGGAAGCUCAUCAGAGACACAGGGCUAGGGUUUUAUUGAGGGCUAGUCACAGAAACACCCCUUUCCCAGCACACUGGCCCUUAUCCAAAUUCCAGAUUCCCAGAAGGAAAGCAGGUGUUUGGCAUGAACCACAUUCCUUGUGCAAAUAAUUGAGGCACAGUGAGCCAUCCUUACCUUUUAGGGAGUCAUGGGAACACUUCUGAAAUAUAAGUUCCCAGACAGCAGUCAGAACCAACCUUGAAGCAGGCCUUUCCAAGGAGAGCAGUUCAGAUCUGCCAUGUUAAGUCUUCUGCACUAUAUGCCACACUAAAUAGAUGCUCAGUUUCAGCCAAGGCCUCUAGAUGGCAAGAUAAUUAUGGAGCACCUCAGUUUUCUUAACUUCUUUUCAUUACACUCUUCAUGGUUUAUUGAGUCUGGAUUCAGGAUGAUUGGUCAUGAUUGUUGUGCAUGAUUUUGGGGGGUUUCCUCCUUGUGAAAUUUUUGAGGUGGCAGAGUUAACAUUUCUACUUUAAAUUCUUCUUGUUGAUACUUUUCUUUGGCUGCAAAUCUAAGGGAAAAUAAAAACUGGACAAAUAAUAAAGAAUAAAAAAUAACAUACGUUGGUC